AUGAUUGAUGAAGCAGAUCGCGAUGGAGACGGACUGUAUAACGAGGAAGAGUUUUUUCGCGUUUUGAAAAGGCGUAAUGGGAAGACUUCAGCAAGCACAGUUAAUAGAAACAAUUCACAGCAAAAUCUAGCCGAUGAAAACGGUUUCUAUGUAAGUAGGCAAUUGCUUGUUCGCUUUUCGCUGCCUGCAAGCUUCGCAACACCACCUGGUACUUAG
Molecule: messenger RNA, 216 nt
Organism: Plasmopara halstedii
Lineage: Eukaryota; Oomycota; Peronosporomycetes; Peronosporales; Peronosporaceae
Product: Ca2-binding protein (centrin/caltractin), EF-Hand superfamily protein
Exons: 2
Coding region: 1-216 (71 amino acids)
Molecular function (GO): calcium ion binding
Source: RefSeq, a predicted model, not a curated record